AUCAGCGAGGCAGCAAACAACCGAGAAGCGUCGCGACUCCUGCUCCGGCUGCUCCGGCUGCUCCGGCUGCUCCGGCUGCUCCGGCUGCUCCGGCUGCUCCGGCUGCUCCGGCUGCCUGGACAACCGGCGCCUCUCUCCAAGGCUGACUGUAACCCAAUGAGAGCCCAGUGAUGGGUAAAGAGAAGCUCCAUAUCAACAUCGCGGUCAUUGGCCAUGUGGAUUCAGGGAAGUCCACCACCACCGGCCACCUCAUUUACAAGUGCGGAGGCAUCGACAAGAGGACCAUUGAAAAGUUUGAAAAGGAAGCUGCAGAGAUGGGAAAAGGCUCUUUUAAGUACGCUUGGGUCCUUGACAAGCUAAAAGCUGAGAGAGAGCGAGGCAUCACCAUCGAUAUCUCCCUGUGGAAGUUUGAGACCAGCAAGUACUAUGUCACCAUCAUUGAUGCUCCAGGACACAGAGACUUUAUUAAGAACAUGAUCACUGGACCUCACAGGUUUGCAGACUGUGCUGUGUUGAUUGUGGCAGCUGGCGUUGGAGAAUUUGAGGCUGGCAUCUCAAAGAAUGGCCAAACACGAGAGCACGCUUUGCUGGCAUACACUCUGGGUGUCAAACAGCUGAUCGUGGGUGUCAACAAGAUGGAUUCUACGGAACAUUACAGCCAGAAGCGCUAUGAGGAGAUUGUGAAGGAAGUCAGCACUUACAUCAAGAAAAUCGGCUACAACCCCGAUACAGUGGCAUUCGUUGCAAUCUCUGGAUUAAUCGCAAGGUUGGGGGUUCGAUUCCCUGGGAACACAUGAUAGAUGACCUGGUUCAAGGGCUGGAAGAUCACUCGUAAGGAUGGGAGUGUCUCUGGGACGACUCUGUUGGAGGCUCUGGAUGCCAUUCAGCCUCCAACCCGCCCCACUGACAAACCCCUUCGCCUCCCACUGCAGGACGUUUACAAGAUUGGAGGAAUUGGUACUGUGCCUGUGGGACUGGUUGAAACAGGCAUUCUGAAACCUGGCCUAGUUGUGACAUUUGCCCCUGUGAAUGUGACCACUGAGGUGAAAUCUGUGGAGAUGCAUCAUGAGGCCCUAUCUGAAGCUCUUCCGGGUGAUAAUGUGGGCUUUAAUGUGAAGAAUGUCUCAGUCAGUAUCCGACGUGGGAAUGUUGCAGGUGACAGCAAGAAUGAUCCUCCACAGGAGGCAGCGAGUUUCACCGCACAGAUUUUGACAUUGACAUUUGACAUUUUGAUCAUUCUGAACCACCCAGGUCAGAUCAGCACUGGUUAUGCCCUCGUGUUGGACUGCCACACUGCUCACAUUGCUUGUAAAUUUGCCGAGUUGAAGGAAAUGAUUGACCUUCGCUCUGGAAAGAAGCUGGAAGACAAUCCCAAGUGCCUGAAGUCUGGAGAUGCUGCUAUUGUAGAUAUGAUACCAGGCAAACCCAUGUGUGUGGAGAGCUUCUCUGAGUAUCCUCCUCUUGGUCGCUUUGCAGUGCCCGACAUGCGUCAAACCGUAGCAGUGGGCGUCAUCAAGGGGGUUGAGAAGAAAACCCCGACCUCUGAGAAGGUCACUAAAUCUGCCCAAAAGGCCCAGAAGAACAAAUGAAUGUUGUGCUGGGCUGCGAACACUCGGGUCAGCCACACCAUCCCUCCUCUUCUCAACUUCAUAAACAAAGCUUGGUUAAUUAUCACAAUGCAUCGCAAAAGCAGAAGGAAAAGUAAAACUUAUGCCUGCUUGACAAAGAUUACAGUAGUGAUAAGUAUAUUUAUUUUUAAUCGUAUGUUCUGUUUGAAUUAUCAGUCUUCAUUGUGGUAUUUGUUCUAUUGUUAAAUUAUUCGAAGCACUUUAAGCAGAUCUGCCUCUGGUGGGAGUGUAGAGUAAGCUUUAUUUAUCCUGUAGCUUGUGUGCAAUAUCGAAACCCUCUUGCUAACAUUGCUUGUGUAACCUGGCUUGCAAUAGAAGCUAACUGCUCCAGCUUGUCCAAAAGCUAUGAGAUUUUAUCUUAGUCUCUUAAGUUAGUUUGAUGUGUUGUGACAUAGCUUUAAAAUUGAAGUUCAGUGUCUUUUUCUGUUUGCAUGAAGCUAAAGUAGCUAGCGCACUUUACUGUCUAACCUGACAGCGCUCUGAACAAGCAUGAGCCAUCUUGUUUGCACUUGCACUCAUGUACCUUAAGGGGAAUAUGAUUCUCCAUUAUCUAAUGUAUUUCGGUUCAUAACCAACAUCAAAAUACAUUUGAACUCAGAUGCCUGCUUCUAAAUUACAGUACAAAGAUAUAACAAGAAGACAUUUUCACAGACAUCUUUGAUGGGGCUUUUGUAUUUUAAUCAGACAUUUGAGAGCUCUGACACCAAUGUUCACUACUGGUGCACAUGCAAACAAUUUUUUUUGUAAAUAUCAUUAUACAAUAAUUAUUUAUAAUGUAUAUUGUAUAAUGAUGUACAUUUACAAAAAAAAAAAAGAUUUUAAGGUGGACUGUGUGAAUUGUGUUUGCGGUGUGAUCAGAGCUAAAAAAAAGAAAGACAAAUAAUAAUAAAAAAAUAGCAACUGAUGUAGAAAGGAAACUAUGAGGUGCUCUUCUCAUCAUUUAAUAUGCUUUAUCAAAACUGUACAAUUUUUAGCAGCAUCAUUUUCCUACAACAUGUCUGGCACUUUUUUUGUUUUUACAUAAGAAAAGUAAACGACCUUUUAAUACAAUAAAAUCAAUUCAGAAAGUGUGA
Molecule: messenger RNA, 2701 nt
Organism: Carassius gibelio (silver crucian carp)
Lineage: Eukaryota; Metazoa; Chordata; Actinopteri; Cypriniformes; Cyprinidae
Gene: eef1a1b
Product: eukaryotic translation elongation factor 1 alpha 1b
Biological process (GO): translational elongation; translation
Molecular function (GO): GTP binding; GTPase activity; translation elongation factor activity
Source: RefSeq, a predicted model, not a curated record